This is a messenger RNA of Bombyx mori (domestic silkworm), 1642 nucleotides long. Its product is annotated as zinc carboxypeptidase. Bases 51 to 1217 code for a protein of 388 amino acids. NCBI's taxonomy places the organism in Eukaryota, Metazoa, Arthropoda, Insecta, Lepidoptera, Bombycidae. Gene Ontology annotation, biological process: proteolysis. The record is from RefSeq and is a predicted model, not a curated record. The transcript has 8 exons. Gene Ontology annotation, molecular function: zinc ion binding; metallocarboxypeptidase activity.
AAACUUUGCAUUUUGCAGUUUUACAUAUAUUUUGGGCUGUAAUUUAGACCAUGCUCUUACAGUUCAAGGUUUACUUGAUUUCUAUUAUUUACUUUUUAGGCAUCUUGUUUAUGAUCUUAUUUCCUCCGAGAAACUUUAGACAAUCAGGUGCAAAAAUACGUAAAAUUAGAAGCACACCGAAUGUACUAAAAUACCCAAAUUAUGUCGACCCCAAAGCCCUUUUGUCAAUAGCAUCACAAUUUUCAAAUGACGAGUCAGAGGUUGUUCGGACAGUUUUAUUGACCCCAAACACUUAUGAAAAUCGUUCUAUCGUUGCUAUUGAAUUACGAAGCGAUAAACAAAGCAAAAAGCCUGGUGUGCUUGUUAUAGGAGCAUUAAAUGGGAUGGCCUGGGGUGCAUUGAAUGCGAUUCUCGAAUUGGCUGAUAAGCUGUUAUUCGACGCUAACUACCAAACUCCAUUUUUCAAUGACUAUGAUUGGUACUUGAUCCCAACGGCCAAUCCCGACGGAAUACAAUUCACCCAAGAUAUACGUUCUCGACAACCUUUGGAAAUCAGCCAAUGGUCACGUAAUUUGACGGCCAGAUCAAAGACUAGACCGGUAGAGUGGCACAAAAAUGUAGACAAGGAUUUAGAGAAGGACACGUGCUUUGGAACGAAUAUAAAUCGCAAUUUUGCUUAUCACUGGCAAGACGAUGUCCACAAGAAACCAGACUUAUGUUCUCAGUCCUAUCCGGGGUCCAGGCCGUUCUCAACGGCAGAGUCUCAGGCUAUUCGAACAUACUUAGAUGGUCUCGGCGAAUCAAUACAACUGGCAAUACAUCUGCAUGCCAGUUUCGUGCCGAAAAAGGAAUAUAUACUAUAUCCGUGGCGGUACUCACUUCGGCAACCAAGCAAUUAUCGUGCAUUACAAGAAAUAGGGGAAUAUGCAGCUCGUCAGGCACGUUUACCUGACGGCCGUCUUUAUCAGGUUCAUCAAGGCAGCAACGACGCACGUGUCGCGGGAACGCUCAGCGAUUACAUGUCUGGAGUUGUCGGCAUCGAUUUAGUUUUCAUUAUAAAGCCCUAUCAUGAGCCGUUUCCGAAUUAUACAGAUGCCAGCUUACUGGAAACAUACGUCAGGAAGUCGAUAACGACCAUCCUGAGCGUGGUUCGUGGAUGGCGGAGCAGCACCAAACAAAACACACUGUCGUUUUUCGGCAAAGACGUCGAAUUCUGAACUGCCAUCUUCAACACAAUUAAUACUCAUUAACAGUGAAUAGAAAAUAUUUAUUUCUUAUUUAUAUAUCGACGCUUGAAAGGCAAACGUGACUAAGCGACAAUAACUGCUUUGUACAUAAUUUAUGAUAGGCAAUAACCAUAUUCGAUGCGCAAAAAAAAUAUGUUUCUAGGUCUAUUCAAAUCAUUUCAUUCCUACAGCUAAAAUAUAAUCUUUUCAAAGGUAUUUCAAUAUUAAAUUAGUUUACUGUAAAGUUCACGCGUUGUCGCUUAUUCACGUUAUCACGUUUGCCUUUCAAGCGUCGAAUUAUGCAUUCAACAAAUCGCGAAUUUGUAUUUUUUUUAUUAUGAGCAUACGUUAAGGUUUAUUAUUGUUGUAUGUUAGAACAACAAAAAAAAAAACAACAACAACAAAUUUGGUCAACA